Molecule: messenger RNA, 1414 nt
Organism: Electrophorus electricus (electric eel)
Lineage: Eukaryota; Metazoa; Chordata; Actinopteri; Gymnotiformes; Gymnotidae
Product: keratin, type I cytoskeletal 50 kDa-like
Cellular component (GO): cytoskeleton
Molecular function (GO): structural molecule activity
Source: RefSeq, a predicted model, not a curated record
AUGGCCACCUUUUCCUCUCGCAGUGGUUUUGUUUUAGGUGGAAGCUUCGCUGGAGGAGCAGGGGGCGCCGCACGCAUGUCCAUCUCUGGAGGAGGAGGAAGACGCGUGGCUUCUAUGCGGGCUGGAAGUGUGUACGGUGGUGCAGGAGGCUCUGACAUUCGUAUCUCCCAUGCAAGCCACUCAGCUGGCAUGGGUGGAGGCUUUGGCUUUGGUUCCGGUGCAGGUGCAGGUUUCGGCGGUGCUGCGGGUGGAGGGUUUGGGGGCAGUGCUAGUGCAGCCGGUGCAGCCGACAGCAGCAUCCUCGGCAAUGAGAAGUUCACCAUGCAGAACCUCAACGAUCGUCUGGCCUCCUACCUGGAGAAGGUGCGCUCACUGGAGAAGGCCAAUGCUGAGCUGGAACUGAAGAUCCGCCAGUUCCUAGAUAGCAGGACUACACCUGAUGCACGCGACCGGUCUGCAUACUUCAUCACUAUCAGUGAUCUCCAAGCUAAAAUCCUGGAAGCCAUCCAGUUGAAAGCGUCUGUCUACCUCAACAUUGACAAUGCUAGCUUGGCAGCAGAUGACUUCAAACUGAAGUAUGAGAACGAGCUGACUAUGCGUCAGUCUGUAGAGGCUGAUAUCGCCGGGCUGAAGAGGGUGCUGGAUGAGCUCAGCAUGACCAAAGCAGACCUCACAAUGCAGAUCGACAGCCUAAAUGAAGAGCUGGUCUUCCUCAAGAAGAAUCAUGAGGAGGAACUGGUGUCUGCCCGCACCCAAAUGGGUGGGCAAGUUCAUGUGGAGGUUGAUGCAGCACCACAGGAAGACUUGACCAAGGUUUUGGAAGAAGUCCGUGAACACUAUGAAGCAGUUGCUGCCAAGAGCCAGAAAGAGUUGGAGGGCUGGUUCCACACCAAGACAGAGUCCCUGAAACAAGAGGUAGCUACCACUACAGAGACCCUGCAGACGUCCAAAACCGAGGUGAACACUGUGAAGAGCUCUCUGCAGGCUCUGGAGGUUGAGCUUCAGUCUCUUUUAGCCAUGAAAGCAUCCCUGGAGGGGACCUUGGCUGACACUCAGGCCCGUUAUUCCAGGCAGCUCUCGGGCUAUCAAAUGCAGGCAAGCAGUAUAGAGGAUCAACUGGUGCAGCUCCGAGCUAAUCUGGAACAACAGAGUCAGCAGUACCAGAUACUCCUGGACAUCAAGACCAGAUUGGAGUUGGAGAUUGCUGAAUACAGGAGACUUUUGGAUGCAGAGGCUAGUGGCAGUGCCUCAAUCUCCUCUACUUUGAGCUCGACUACCAAAGCUACAAUUAUCACUAAGGUGGAGGAAGUGGUUGAUGGAAAAGUGGUCAUCUCAUCUUCUACAUCAUGAGUUACUCAGCAGCGAUGCCCAUCCAAUCCACACUUUGGAUGAUGAAAGAUUGAACAGAACUCAU